Trichomycterus rosablanca is the source of this 2067-nucleotide messenger RNA. It is a transcript of the gene adgrg7.1, whose product is annotated as adhesion G protein-coupled receptor G7, tandem duplicate 1. The transcript has 15 exons. Gene Ontology annotation, molecular function: G protein-coupled receptor activity. Gene Ontology annotation, biological process: G protein-coupled receptor signaling pathway; cell surface receptor signaling pathway. The coding region runs from base 1 to 2067 and encodes 688 amino acids. Gene Ontology annotation, cellular component: membrane. NCBI's taxonomy places the organism in Eukaryota, Metazoa, Chordata, Actinopteri, Siluriformes, Trichomycteridae. The record is from RefSeq and is a predicted model, not a curated record.
AUGGUCAACUUCACCGCAACAAACAACUGUCUACCGAGGAGUGUCAACAACUUUACAUUUCCAGAAACCAUCACUGGUCAGGCUGGUUAUUCAAAUGAAAUAUGUUCUCAGGGAACCGAAAAUGCCGGAUUUCCAAGAGCAACAGCUUUCUGUGUGAAUGGGACUUUUUUUUUACCUAAGCUGCUGGACUGUGACUUAACACUUGAUCAAAUUUAUGGAAAUCUUUCAACAUCUUCUGCCAAGCAUGACCUGGCAUAUAACACCCAGAUCCUCACAUCCAGACCAGUUCAGCUUACCACACAGAACAUCAGCAGUGCAGCAAGAAUAUCCGCUUAUCUGCUUUCACUUACGGAAACCUCUCAGGACAUCAAGGUAGCUGCUCUGACAACAGUAAGCCAGCUUCUUAAUGCCAGUAGGAAGCAGUUCUCCAACACCACUCAUGAUUCGAUCACAAGCCUUACCAAAAAUUUGACGAACUUUUCACUGAACCAGAGCGAUAUAGAACCAUUAGUGCAGCCAAACAUUGCCAUCUAUUCAAUCAAAGUUGCAGAGACUUCAGGUGUUAAGAUGACCGUUUUUGCAGAUUCUGAGCGUGACACCUUUUCACCCAACAGAAUCAAGUUGAAUUACAACAAUUCUCCUUCUGACAACAUUUCUGUUGAUGUCAACAUUAAUUUGAAUUUUAAAAAAGACUCAUCUGGAAAUACACAAAAUGAAGAUGCUGAUAUUGGUAUUGUGCUGUACAAUAAUGAUCGAUUCUUCAUGUCCAAGGUCUUCAAAGUCUAUUCAGACACCAACAGAAAAGUGAUCUCAGGAAAACUGAGGAAAGAAAACACCCUUGAGUCUGUUCAGUUUACUAUGAGUAGCGAAAAAUCAUCUUCUAAACAUGUCCAUGAGUUUGCAUGUGUAAUUUGGAAUUAUACACAGCAAGACUGGAGUACAGAGGGCUGCAAAAAAUCAGAAAAAUUUACCUGUGAAUGCAACGGAACUCCAGAUUUAGCAAACUUUGCCAUGUUGAUGAGUUAUAGCUCAAGCUAUGAAUAUUCCCUGGCAUUAAGUCUGAUCAGUAAAAUUGGCUGUGCUCUCUCUGUUGCGGGUUUGACUAUUACAGCAGUGUUCCAGAUCCUGACUAGAAAAUCUAGAAAAGCCAAUUCUACCAUCCUAAUGGUCAGCAUCUGUACGUGUUUGACUAUUGUUUACUUCCUCUUCAUCUUUGGCAUUAAUAACUCGCUCCAUCAAAGCAACAGCUUAAAUUUAUCAGAUGAAAAUGACAUUCCGGAUUCUGAAUUUUAUGUAAAACCGGACAACGGGCUAUGUACAGCAGUUGCUGUACUUCUCCACUACUUCCUGUUAGCAACCUUCACCUGGAGCACGCUCUACGGUACCUACAUAUUCCUUUCAAUCAAAAAUGCUCUGGCAGGCUCACCACGUGGCUUCAGGGUCUUUUCCAUUGUUGCUGGUUGGGGUCUUCCUGCGGUUGUAGCUGGGAUCACAUUAGGAGUUACAUAUCGGAUUGACGAACCCUUAAACUACCGUCGGGAGGAGUUCUGCUGGCUGGCUACAGUGGAUCACAACAACCAUUUUGAUGCAAGGAAACCCAUGCUAUGGGGGUUUUUGCUCCCCAUUGCUACAAUGAUCAUUUUUAACAUUGCAACCUUUUUUUACUUUGCACUCACCACCUGCAGGACGAACCCAGCUCUGAACAGCUCAAAUGUCCCAUCCCUUCAGAAAAAGAUGAUCAUUUGUAUCUCCAUGUCUGUGUUACUUGGUCUUUCCUGGAUCAGUGGCUACUUUAUGCUCAUGAGCACCAACCCCAUCAUGAGCAAUAUCCUCAGCUUCAUAUUUUGCUUGUGCAGCAGUACACAGGGCAUCCAGAUCUUUGUGUUUUUCACCUUAAGAACAUCUGUCUUCAAGAAAAAGGCUCGUGCUCUUCUGAAGUUAAUCCCUGCUCCUGUUUUUUCCUUGCACAGGAAGUCGUUUGAUUUGUGGGCCACAAAUGAGUCUCGUUCUCAAGAGAAUGACAGAUUUGUUAACUUUGAUCUUUGUGAAAUGCCUGUUCAGAACUAA